GACUCCACCAAGUCCCCCUCUCCUUCCCCGAGGCGCGCGCCAAAACUGAACCGACCCAACUAACUUCCCUUCAAAAUCUCUACCGCGAUCCUUCCUUCCCGCGUUAAAUAGAUCCCGGGCGGAGAGAGCGAAAGAGGGAGAGGGAAAGAGGCAUCAUGGAGGCCGAGACGACAACGACGACGACGCCCUUCGGCUUCGAGUCAGGCGACGCGGCGGCGUUCGUGCUGUCCCGCACGGCGGACGCGGCGGAGGCCGGCGACCGCGCCGCGUUCGUCGACGCCGCCACGGGCCGGGAGAUCACGUUCGCGGGCCUCCGCCGCGCGGCGCUCUCGCUCGCCGCCGGCCUGCGCCUCGGGCUCGGGCUCCGCCGCGGCGACGCCGUCCUCCUCGUGCUGGACGAGGCCGGCGGCGACCAGCUCCUCGUCCCGCCGAUCAUCCUCGGCGUGCUCGCGGCCGGCGGCGUCGUCGUGGUCGCCGCCGCGGAUGCCGCCGUGGCGCACGGGUCGGGGGCGGCCAUGGUCGUGGCCGCGCCGGAGGCGGGGAAGAAGGUGGCAGCCGCCGUGGGCGCGCCGCUCCUGCUCAUAUCCCAGUCGCCCGACCCGCGCACGCUCUCGGCCGAGGAGCUCAUGGACGGCGGCGACCCGACGGCGCUCGUCCAUGACGCGGCCGCUGCUCCAUGGGACGUGGCGAUCGUGGUGCAUUCGUCGGCGAGCAAGACGAAGAAGGCGGUGCUCACGCACGCUGACCUCAUCGCCGCCAUGGCCGGAAGCUCGCCGGGCGAAGGGCGUGUCUGCCUGGCUUGUCUCCCAACGUGGGGCGCCGGCACCGGCGUCCCUGGCGUGCUGCCGCUGCUGGCCCUCGGGCUCCCUGCUGCCGGAGUGACCACGGUGCUCGUGCCGCCGGUCUCCGAUCUGCGGGAGGCGGUGGCCGUCCAUGGCGCCACCGACGUCGUGGCGACGCCCGAGGCGGCUGCAGCGCUCGUGGCUCCCAUGGCGUCGCAGGGGAAGCUCGCCACGCUUAGGAGGGUGACGCUGGUGGCGCAGGCACCGCUCGCCGAGGAAGCGUCGAAGGCAUUUCGCCGUAGGCUGGCAUGGGUCGAGGUGACGGAGAUGUUCGACGCGCCGGAGAUGGGAACAGAGGUGAAGUCGGAGGAACAGCAGCAGGUGGUGGCUCCUGCAGAGCUGGGACCUCUGCUGCUGGUGCAACCUGAAGCUCCAGCAACAGCUGCAGCCAUACAGCAGAAUAGCAAAAAGACAGAUCAAAUGGCAGCGACAAACGAAGCUACCUCUCUGGUGCCGCCACUUAAGAAGAUCCAAAAGAGUGUCUUCGGAGACAUUUUGACAAAAUCAAUCACGGCGAAGAUCUUGAGGAGGCACCCAGUAGCCUGCGACAAACAAGCCGUCUCAAAACUGUAGCAGCUUUGGUUGCAUCAUCCGCUGUUGGAUAGC
This is a messenger RNA of Brachypodium distachyon (stiff brome), 1448 nucleotides long. RefSeq names its product 4-coumarate--CoA ligase-like 3. The record is from RefSeq and is a predicted model, not a curated record. The transcript has 3 exons. Gene Ontology annotation, molecular function: CoA-ligase activity. The coding region runs from base 156 to 1415 and encodes 419 amino acids. NCBI's taxonomy places the organism in Eukaryota, Viridiplantae, Streptophyta, Magnoliopsida, Poales, Poaceae.